Messenger RNA from Fomitopsis serialis, 1483 nucleotides. RefSeq names its product L-lactate dehydrogenase. Gene Ontology annotation, molecular function: oxidoreductase activity; FMN binding. Bases 80 to 1408 code for a protein of 442 amino acids. The record is from RefSeq and is a predicted model, not a curated record. NCBI's taxonomy places the organism in Eukaryota, Fungi, Basidiomycota, Agaricomycetes, Polyporales, Fomitopsidaceae. The transcript has 9 exons.
GGAUCGACCACUCACCCCGGCAUCAGACCAAGUAUCUAGCCCAGCAGUCGAGACCGCAACACCCAAGUCAUCGUAUAGAAUGGAUCCCGAGAACAAGCCUCAAGGACCAUCUCCCAAUUACUCUCUGUACCAGCGAGAGAUUUUCAAGCAUGGCGGUGAGACUGGCCAGUUGCCGACGUUCUCCGUCCACCCCGACGAGCUCCAGGAAUCGACGAAGAAGAAGCUCAACGACAGGGGCUACUUCUAUGCCAACUCGAAUGCCGGUAUCGGAUGGACCGACCGGGCGAACAGGGAGGCAUUUUACCGCUGGCGCAUCGUUCCGCGCACCCUCGUGGAUACUAACGUCCGGGAUCUGACGACCACGAUUUUCGGACACAAGAUCCCCGCUCCCGUCAUGUUCGCACCAAUUGGCAUCAACAAACUAUACCACCCACUGGGAGAGUUCGUGCCCGCGAAGAUUGCGGGUGAACUCGGUAUUCCGUACGCUCUGUCCACCGCAGCGUCCCAGUCAAUCGAGGAAGUCGCGAAGGUGAACGACCUGGCCGCAUCUAUCAAGAACGAGAGCAACAGCGUGCACACGUACAGCGGACCGAACGGGGGCGACGCGCAGGGCCCGCGAUUCUUCCAGCUCUAUAUGGGUCAUGACGACGAUAUCACUCUUUCGCUGCUAAACCGCGCGUGGAAGUCUGGCUUUGACGUGCUCAUGCUCACAACAGACACCUGGCAGCUUGGCUGGCGUCCCACUGACAUCAACAUCGCAAAUUACACGUUCUACUACGAGAAUACGCCGGGCAACGCGACAGGCCUUUCCGACCCUAUCUUCAUGCAGAAGCACGCAGAGAACCUCAAGAAAGACUCCGGCAAGUGGAUUGACCAUAGCGUCUGGCAUGGCAAAGCCCACACCUGGGAGAAGAUUCGCUGGCUCAUCGGCGAGUGGAAGAGGAUCUCAAAUGGACGGCCGUUCGUGAUCAAGGGAAUUCAGUGCGCUGAAGACGCACUCAAGGCAUAUGACGUCGGCUGCGAGGGCAUCGUCGUCACGAACCACGCCGGGCGCCAGGUCGAUGGUGCAGUCGGGAGCUUGGAGGUCCUGCCUGAAAUUGCUGAGGCAGUUGGAGACAAGAUGACCAUCAUAUUCGACUCGGGCGUGCGCACGGGCGCCGAUGUAUUCAAGGCGAUUGCGCUGGGUGCGCAUGUCGUCGCCCUCGGACGGCUCUUUGUGUGGGGCAUGUCGCACGAGGGCGAAUAUGGCUGUCGGCAUGUCAUCAAGAGUUUGCUUGCGGAUCUGGACAUACUCAUGACCGUUGCUGGGUAUCGGAGCAUCGCAGAGGACGUGUACAACAACCGAAAGGCACUUAGGUACACGCCGAGCGGAGUGCCUCCGGGUCCGCACGAGCAUGCCACGCUGUGAUUUGUAGAUGUAGCGAGGAUGUUGUUCGCCAGUAAUCUGAGACAAAUCUCAUGCCCAUUUCGUGCACAUCCCCGG